GAGCACAAGCUAGCACUGGGAAAAGUCUCUGCCUCCAAGAGCAGGAGAGAUGAAGAUCAUCCCAGUUUUCCUUUUGCUGGUCCCCCUGGCUGUCCCAGCUGGAGCUGACAAGGAUUUUUAUUCCGUUGGUUCCGCCGGAUCUCCGGAAACAAAAUCGAGAUUUGCGAUGUUGGACGAUGUCCGGAUCCUGGCCAAUGGACUCCUCCAGCUGGGCCACGGCCUCAAAGACUUUGUCCACAAGACCAAGGGGCAGAUGAAUGACAUCUUUCAGAAACUCUACAUUUUUGACAAGUCCUUUUACGAGCUCUCCCUGCAAACCAGCGAAAUCAAGGAGGAAGAAGAACAGCUCCGGCAAACCACGGCCAGGCUGCAACUCAACAACGAGGAGAUAAAGAACCUCUCCCAGGAGAUGAACCUCAAGAUUGAAGACCUCAUCCAAAACAAAAUCCAGCUGCAGGAGCAAGUGUGGGGACUGGAGGACAAGGUCACCAAGCUGGCCAUCAUCCAGCCUUCGGUGCAAGAGACAAAAGAAAUUUCUUCACUCAAAGCCUUCGUGGAGCAGCAGGACAGUGACAUCAAGCAGCUCCUCAAAAUCGUGGAGGAGCAGCACAUGCAGCUGGACAGGCAGCACAACCAGAUCAUGGAGCUGGAGGACAAGCUAAACCACAUCGAGGUCCAGGAACUUCUGGAGAAUUCCUUCACAGGAGAGGAGCAGGAAGCAGAGCCCAUCCCCUCUGCUGUGCACAGGCCCACGGCUGGGACAUACAGAACUGAUGGUGCUGCUGCUGACUGCACUGCUCUCUACCACACUGGGACAGUGCAGGACAGUGGGGUCUACACUAUCCAGCCCAAUGGCUCAGAAGCUUUCAAUGUCUACUGUGAAACAAAAUUUGGCACAUCCUGGACUGUAAUCCAGAGGAGAGUGGAUGGAUCACUGGAUUUCAACCAAACUUGGGAUGCCUACACCAAUGGUUUUGGUGACCUCAAUGAGGAAUUCUGGCUGGGCCUGAAGAAGAUUUACUCCAUCACCAAGCAGGGGAGUUACCUGCUGCGGAUCGAGCUGCAGGACUGGAGGGGGAACAGGAGGCACAUCGAGUACAGCUUCAGCCUGGGGGGCCCCAGCUCCAAUUUCAGCCUGCAGCUGUCCAGGAUGGCUGGGAGCAUCCCCAACGCACUGCCAGAGCACACAGAGCUGCCCUUCUCCACCAGGGACACAGCCAGGGGCUCCAGCUGCCCUGAGAACCAGCUGGGAGGCUGGUGGCACAGCGAGUGUGAGGAAACCAACCUGAACGGGAAAUAUGUCACACCGAGGUCCAGGGGAAGGCUGGACAGAGGAAAAGGCUUAUACUGGAAGCCCAAGAAAGGAAGGUACUACCUGCUCAAGUCAACCAAAAUAAUGAUCCACCCAACAGACUUAAAAAGCUUUGACUGAGUGCUCAGCCUGCAGCGUUUUCACUCAGAACAAACACACUGAACUUUACCACACCGAAGGACUUGAUGCUGUGUUUACCAACAGAUGCCAUGUCCCAGUCCAUGCCCUGCAUGGAAUUUCUCCAAAACAUAAACCUGAGGCAUCUGAGAUGGUCUUACAAAAUGUUUGGUGAGUAUUGUCAUUCCCUCAAGCCCCAAUGUCGAUGUGCUGCAAUUUCUUGUGGAGCUUUUCCCUCCCCAGGAUGAAAUUCUAAUGCCUAGGAGCCAACCUGUCACAUAUUGGAUAAUAUUGUUUGGGGGAAUGGGUUUUCAGGCUGUGCAUUCCUUUGUGGGUUGUGUAGUAGUGAAAACAAGAAGUUUUUUCCUGGGAACAAAGGGCUGGCAAAACCCUAGAGAAAACAUUUAGGAAAAAAAAAAAUUUUGUUUCUUGAAGUAACUAACUGAAUGUUUGUGUUUUUGUUGUGGAAUGCUUUAGGAGUAAAUGAAAGAUGGGUAAUUCCUGGUUUUAGGGCUCUGGGUAUUUCCAGUCAAUUUUCCAGGAUGUAGCUGAGGCCAAUCCACCCUCUCUGGAGCACAGGGAGCCAGAGCAGCCCUGCUCCUCUGGAGCCCACACUCUGCACAGUCACUGCAGAACUGGGGCUGUCACUGAGAGUGAAGAGCCAAACUUCACUGAAAGGAGGAAGAGAUCUGCUCUCCUCACCUGCAAUGAAUCACAGCCAAGCCUUUGUGACCUUUCAGUCCAACCAACUAAGGAAUUAAAUAAACAACCAAGUGAGCACACAACAAAAACACCCUUCACGUAGGGAGCAGCUGCUCCAAUGGGGUCAAGGGUGCCAACCCACAAACCCAGCAGGCACAAGCCACGGGACAGGGCUGGUCCAGCUCCUGGGGACACUCACACGUUGAACUUCAGCUGCAGAACACUGAGUGACAGCCUUGGGCUGGCUCUGGAAGUGCUGACUGACAAAGCCCCAAUCCUGCAGUUCCCCUGAGUCAUAUUGACUUGUUUAUCUUCCCCAACCCUUGUACAGCGUGGAUUUUUUUUUUAUCUCAGCACUCACAAUCACACAGGAAAUGGUUUUGGUUGUAAUUUGUCAAGAGUGAAACCCAGUGAAUAGAAUGUGUUAAUUACAGAAAUGCUGCAAAAAAAAAAAAGUCGUUUUAAUUCUCAUGGGUUUGUAACAGAGAUGAGAUCAUGCAGUGGUGCUUAUUUGUACUGGUUUACUGUAAUGUUAAAUUACCUGUUCAAUAAAUAAAUAGACAAAUAAAUAAAUGGCUGAGACUUUUCAAAAUAUAGUAUAUGGAACUUGACUAAACUCUUCUUGUAAACUUUGAUUUAUAAAAACCGGGUUUGCAUCUAAAUUUAAAUAAAGGAUUUUCUAAGUUGGU
Molecule: messenger RNA, 2820 nt
Organism: Sturnus vulgaris (Common starling)
Lineage: Eukaryota; Metazoa; Chordata; Aves; Passeriformes; Sturnidae
Gene: ANGPTL3
Product: angiopoietin like 3
Biological process (GO): phospholipid catabolic process; triglyceride homeostasis; phospholipid homeostasis
Source: RefSeq, a predicted model, not a curated record